CACCUGUGCGGCUCCUCCAGAGGGACCGAGGGCUGGAUGAGGCUCGCCCGUGUCUGCAUCUGCAUCUCCGCGGAGCUUCUUUUUCUUCUCCUCAUCAUGGAAUAACCGCGUCUCCAUUAUGGCUUUUAUGCAGCUGUUUGUGGGAUUAUUGUGCGGGGCAGCAGUGUCUGCAUUCGGAGUGGAUCCGGCUGUUCGGAUCGGAGUGUUUCAGGAGUUCAGUCCUGGAGAAGGAUUUUCUGGGGUCACACAGGUCAAAGGUUUCCUAGACGACACCAGAGCCUUCCUGUUUCAAGGCUCGUCCCGCAGUGUGAGGGUCCCUGACGCUGCCGCAGGACACAUGCUGCAGAAACUCAGAGGAAAGACAGAGUUUACCAUCGCCCUCACACUCAAACAGGACAAACUCAACUCUGGAGUCAUCCUGUCCAUCCAUCACGGAGAACACAGGCUGCUGGAGCUGGAGAGCAGUGGGCAGAAGAGUGAGGUGCGUCUCCACUUCCGGACGGGUCUCCAGCAGACACACACUGAGAUUUUCCCCUUCACGCUGGCAGACGAGCAGUGGCACAGAGUCUCCGUCUCCAUCAGUGCAGCCCAUCUCACACUCUAUGUGGACUGCAACAGAAUCUACGAGCGAGUUGUACCUGUUCCUCUGAUGGAGAUCCCGGAAGACGCCUCGUUCUGGGUCGGGCAGAGAAACAGCGCUCACGGCUUAUUCAAGGGAGUCAUGCAGGACCUUCAGAUCCUCGUAAUGCCGCAGGGAUUCAUCACACAGUGUCCUGAUCUGAACCGCACUUGUCCAACAUGCAAUGAUUUCCAUGGACUGGUGCAGAAGAUCAUGGAGCUGCAGGAUAUUCUGGCCAAGACCUCCAGCAAGCUUUCUCUGGCCGAGGAGAAGAUGUCUGGUCUGGACUCGUGUUACUGUGAGCGAACGUGUCGAGUGAAGGAUCAGACCUACAGAGAGGAGCAGAGCUGGACCGACGGCUGCAAGAACUGCACAUGCUCAAAUGGAACGGUCCGCUGUGAGAAGAUCCUGUGUCCCCUGCUGGACUGUCCUGAUGGUACGACCCCUACGUAUGUGACGGGAACCUGCUGUAAAGAGUGUCAGCCGAUGUGCUUGUUCUCGGAGCAGACGCUGGUGGAGGGACAGCGGUGUGCCGUUCAUCAUCCCUCUGGACUCUGCCAGCUCUUCCAGUGCAGGGAUCGCACUAUGCACCGUGUGCCGGGCGCUGAGGACUGUCCUGCGCUCUCCUGUGCUGAAUCUGACCAGAUCACACUGACAGACAGAUGCUGUAGAGUCUGCAGAGGUCAUGACUUCUGUGCGGAGGAGAACAUCUGCUCAGAGAACUCAGACUGUGUGAAUCUGGAUGCUGGAGCCGGCUGCGGCUGCAAGAACGGCUUCAGACCGCUGCGUCUCGACAGUGCAUACUGCGAAGAUAUUGACGAGUGUGCGGAGGGAAGACACUACUGUCGAGAAAACACAGAGUGUGUGAACACAGCCGGUUCCUUCAUGUGUGUGUGUCACACCGGUUUCAUUCGCAUCGAUGACUACUCCUGCACAGAGCAUGACGAGUGUGCGUCCGGACAGCACGACUGUGAUGAAAACGCUCUGUGCUUCAACACUGUUGGCGGCCACAGCUGCUCCUGCAAACCUGGAUACAGCGGCAAUGGCACCAUCUGCAGAGCGCUGUGUGACGGCCGCUGUCUGAACGGUGGCUCCUGUGCAUCCCCUAACGUGUGCGUGUGUCCUCAGGGCUUCAGCGGGCAGAACUGCGAGACGGAUAUCGACGAGUGCUCUGAGGGUCUGGUUCAGUGUGCGGCUCACGCCACCUGUGUCAACUUACCUGGCUGGUAUCACUGCGAGUGUCGGGACGGUUACCAUGACAACGAGGUCUUCAGUGCAAACGGAGAGUCCUGCAGAGACAUCGAUGAGUGCCGUACGGGCCGCAGCACCUGUGCGAACGACACCGUGUGUUUCAAUCUGGACGGCGGGUUCGACUGCCGCUGCCCUCAUGGACACAACUGCAGCGGAGACUGCAUACACAACAGCAGAGUCCGACACAACGCACAGAUCUGGGUGCUGGACACUGACCACUGCUCCGUCUGCUCCUGCCAGGAGGGUCAGGUGAAGUGCAGACGGAUGGUGUGUGACUGUGAGAACCCGACGGUGGAUGUGUUGUGCUGUCCGGAGUGUGACCCGCGCCUCACCUCUCAGUGUAUGCAUCAGAACGGCCUGCUCACCUACAGCAGCGGAGACACCUGGAUUGACAGCUGCCAGCGCUGCCAGUGUCUGCAAGGUGAGGUGGACUGCUGGCCUCUGUCCUGCCCGCCGGUGGACUGUGACUUCACGCUGGUGCCCGAGGGCGAGUGCUGCCCACGCUGCGUCUCGGACCCGUGCCAAGCUCAUGCUGUCCGCAGCGACAUCAGCAAAACCUGCACAGACGAACACGGCAUCACACGCUUCAGCGGCUCCGCAUGGGUCAAACACGGCACACACUGCACACUGUGCCAGUGCAAGAAUGGACACGUGUGUUGCUCAGUGGACCCCAUGUGUCUUUAGUGUCUGCCGAGCACCUGUACAGCGUCACACACACUCGUCCACAUCCCUCAAUAAUGCCAAAAAACACACACAUCUGUAAAAUACCAGAGCGACGGCCGUUUCUGCACAACCGGGACUGAGAACACACCGCCGGCAUGAACACACUGGAUGUUGAAGAAAACACACACAUUUUUAUCCAUCGCAGGAUGUAGAAACUUUAGCUCGUAAGUAAAUCUAAUCGUAUUUCUCUUUGGCCUGGAAGACGACGGCGUUUCCUGUUUCCACGGCAACUGUUUAUUUUCAGUUUGUUUGAGAUUAGCUGUCUGUUUUUUCUGUCUAGAUUUUCAAUUAUUCUAUGGCUUGUUCUUGUCUUAUGGUGAAUAAAAUCUCUCCAUUUCCAUUUA
Danio aesculapii is the source of this 2937-nucleotide messenger RNA. It is a transcript of the gene nell2a, whose product is annotated as neural EGFL like 2a. Lineage: Eukaryota; Metazoa; Chordata; Actinopteri; Cypriniformes; Danionidae. The record is from RefSeq and is a predicted model, not a curated record. Gene Ontology annotation, molecular function: calcium ion binding; protein binding.